GAGCUCUCUCGUCGCCUCCGUUUUGCAAGCGGCGACCGCCCGCAGCCUUUCGGCUCUGCCUUCCCCUCUCCCUCCCCGUAGCUGUCCUCCUCCAUCCCGCAGGCGGUGGUAAUUGGGGAGCCAGGAUUCAGAGCAAGUCGAGAGGGACGUCGCCCGCGAGGGAGAAGAAGCGAGCGGGGCGAAAGAUUCUUUCUUUCUUUCUCUCUCUCUCUCUCUCUCUCUCUCACACACACACACACACACAUGCGCGCGCGCGCAAGGACUCGCAUAACCAAAACAAACCUCGCCCGCCUUCACCUCGGCGGAUUGUCAACAGAUCAUUUGCAAAAAGAAGCCGAGAACAGGAGUAGCAACCGGCGGGGAGGCGGCGGGGGAAUUCCGGGCAUCUUUUGUGCUCCCCCCCCCGCCGGUGUUUAUGCUGAACGCGGUCUCGCCGAGUAAGCUUCAGAGAUGGAAGAACUUAUCUAAGAAGGACCCAAUUCACCAUAUCAGUCAACUUUAAUUCUCUUAAAGACUCUGGCUUUGUUGCCACUUCCUUACCAGGAUGGCCGAAAAGGCUCCAGGUAUGAACAAAAAGACAUCCAGGUCUACACAGUCUCUUCCACCAGAACCAGUGGACAUAAUCAGAAGCAAAGCAUGUUCUAGGAGAGUGAAAAUCAAUGUAGGUGGACUCAAUCAUGAAGUUCUAUGGAGGACUUUAGAUAGACUUCCAAGGACACGUUUAGGGAAGCUCAGAGACUGCAAUACUAAUGACUCUUUAUUAGAAGUAUGUGAUGACUAUAAUCUUAAUGAGAAUGAAUAUUUCUUUGAUAGACACCCAGGUGCUUUCACCUCUAUCCUGAAUUUCUACAGGACAGGAAAGUUACAUAUGAUGGAGGAAAUGUGUGCCCUCUCUUUUGGCCAAGAAUUAGAUUAUUGGGGGAUUGAUGAAAUAUAUUUAGAAUCCUGUUGCCAGGCAAGGUAUCAUCAGAAAAAAGAGCAAAUGAAUGAAGAAUUAAGGAGAGAGGCAGAAACAAUGAGAGAAAGAGAAGGUGAAGAAUUUGAUAAUGCUUGCUGCCCAGACAAAAGGAAAAAACUCUGGGACUUGUUGGAAAAGCCCAAUUCAUCAGUGGCUGCAAAGAUUUUGGCCAUUGUAUCCAUAUUGUUCAUUGUACUAUCCACCAUUGCUUUGUCACUCAACACUCUACCUGAGCUUCAAGUAAUUGAUGAAUUUGGACAACUAAAUGACAAUCCUCAGCUAGCACAUGUUGAAGCAGUGUGUAUAGCAUGGUUCACUAUGGAGUACCUUUUGCGUUUUCUGUCAUCUCCAAACAAGUGGAAAUUCUUCAAAGGUCCAUUAAACGUGAUUGAUUUGCUAGCCAUUUUGCCAUAUUACGUCACCAUUUUCCUCACAGAGUCCAACAAAAGUGUGCUGCAAUUUCAAAAUGUCCGCCGUGUAGUUCAAAUAUUCCGUAUCAUGAGGAUACUGCGGAUCCUUAAACUUGCUAGACAUUCAACUGGACUUCAAUCUUUAGGAUUUACCUUACGAAGGAGUUAUAAUGAAUUGGGUUUAUUGAUACUAUUUUUAGCUAUGGGAAUUAUGAUAUUUUCCAGUCUAGUGUUUUUUGCUGAAAAAGAUGAAGAUGCUACAAAGUUUACAAGUAUUCCUGCAUCGUUCUGGUGGGCUACCAUCACUAUGACCACAGUAGGUUAUGGUGACAUUUAUCCCAAAACUUUAUUAGGUAAAAUAGUUGGUGGAUUGUGUUGCAUUGCUGGAGUGCUAGUAAUAGCCCUACCCAUUCCCAUCAUAGUAAACAACUUCUCAGAGUUCUACAAGGAGCAAAAGCGGCAGGAGAAAGCCAUUAAAAGAAGGGAGGCGCUUGAACGAGCAAAGAGAAAUGGAAGUAUUGUCUCAAUGAAUUUAAAAGAUGCCUUUGCUCGCAGUAUGGAACUGAUUGAUGUAGCUGUUGAUAGUGAUAAAACUGAGGAAGCAGCCAAUUCAAAGGAAACUCCUGAUGACAACCACUUAUCUCCAAGUCAUUGGAAAUGGGCCAGAAGGACAAUGUCUGAGACAAGUUCUAAUAAAUCCUUGGAGAACAAAUACCAGGAAGUGAGCCAGCAAGAUUCACAUGAAAAGCUAAACAAUACAGCAGCAACCUCCAGUCCUCAACACUUGAGUGCUCAGAAACUUGAAAUAUUAUAUAAUGAAAUUACUAAAACUCAGUCUCAGCCUAAUCUGAAUUCUAACUACCAAGGCCCUUCAGUGAAACCUCCCCUCUAUGAGGAGGAGAUAGAAAUGGAAGAGGUCACUGGACAAGGAGACAGAUCUAUAACAGGACCUAAAGAAGUCAUCCCUGAUAUGAGAAGCACUUCUAGCAUUGACAGCUUUGCCAGCUGCGCCACUGAUUUCACAGAGACGGAACGGUCACCUCUUCCUCCAUAUUCCAGUUCUCAUUUGCAACUAAGAUUUCCCAUUGAAUUUGCCCAUGUAGAAGACCAAACAGCAAAAGAUUCCCAGCUUUUACCAUUUAUGAAAGAUAAAAUGUUUACUCCCAGGGAUACCUGCUUUGAUUACUCCACAGUCAAUACAAUGAUGAGCUCUGAGAGCUGUCCUCAUCCUCUCCUUCAUGGUCACUUUCACUUUGACAAUGCCAUGGAGAGUCCCAAAAGUUCUUUCAGAGGAAGCAACCCUUUAAAAUCAAGGUCCCUUAAAGUUAAUUUUAAGGAAAACAGAGGCGGUGCUCCACAAACCCCACCAAGCACCACAAGGCCAUUGCCAGUGUUGGCAACUGGAGACCUCCUACAAUAUACCCCUCAGCAUAUCAGCACUAUCCUCUUAGAAGAGAAUUCACCACAGGGAGAAAGACCCCUGCUGGGUGCAGAUUCUUCUGGAGCUUCAAAGCAAGCAUGCCCUUUGUUCCCCAAGCAGAAACGUUUUUCUUUCCCUUCCAAAGAGAGAAGUUUUACUGAAAUAGACACUGGUGAAGAAGAUGACUUCUUGGAAAUCCCUGGCAUAAGGCAUAACAGGCAGUUGGAUAUCAAGGCAAACUGCUUUGGGGAUAAACUUAAGGAUGGGAACUAUGUAACAGAAGACUCUGAAGUCAGUUCUUCUUCACCCAAACAUUUGGGUCAUAACUGCACUCAAGACAUUUAUCCUGUUGGAAGGGAAAUAACAGGGGACAAUAAUCAAGAAGGUCACAAAAUGGAAAACCAUUUGUUUUCCCCAGAAAUCCAUACAAAUCCUAAUGAUCCUGGUUACUGUCCCACCAGAGAAACCAGCAUGUGACUAAUUAGGACAGCAAUAAUGACAAAACUUAUUUCUUAAAACUGGAAUUAGCAAUGCCUAUGAAUUAAAAAAGGGAAGCCUCGAAAGUAAAUAAAAUAUUUUUGCAUGGCAUGAAGAGUUACUUAGUUUAAGUACAAUUAAUUUAAAAGCAAACAUUUUUUCUAACAAAACGUAAAUCAGGAAAAAUGCAACAAGAACUGAGUAAAAUAAAAUGCUGUUUUCAGAGAUGAUUUUCUGCAAUGCUUUACACUGUUAAUACUUUCAUUUAUGGUUGUAGAUAAUUUUAAUUAACUUUUAUUUUUUCUUUUGAAUUUCAGAAUUUGCACACGAAAGGAUGAAAUGUUGAUUUAUAUGUUAAUAAUAGUGUGAAAUAAGGUGCUUUGAGUCUGCAAAAUGCACAUUUUGUAAAUAAGUUGGAUUUGCUGGAACAUCUCCAGUUGUCAAGGAUUUGUAAAAACAAAAACAAAAAACCAGGUUUCUUGGGGCAGAUACUUCCUUCAAGUCCACUGCCUGGAGGAUUUGUAUAGACUUAUGUUGCAGAAUUGCAGCUUAUUCUUAGAGUAUCUUACUUAUCUUGUUUUCUCUUUAAAUCUCCAUCCAAUGUACGCUGUUUGUUUAAGAAAAUUGCAGUGUUUUCUCAUUUCUUUGUGAAGUGAACCAUAGCUUCAAUUAUUUUUAUUUGCAUAGAUGUCGUGGAUGCACUUGCAGCUUCUGGGGGGGAGGAAUGGGAAUUCUUAAGACUGUGCAAGAUUUAAUGACCAGGAAUUGAACUUUUGUCAUAAAUGCCAAAUUGAAAGCAAACAAAAAAUCAUUACAAGAAAUACAAUUAUUUUUAUGAUAAUAAAAUGUGCCAAAUGACAUGAAAAUGAUUAUUUUAUCCUAAGACUUUAACAAUGUUGUAAUGUUGCACUAUUGUUAAAAUCUUACUAUUUGUAGACUUCUUGUUAUUGUAUAUCUGCUGUUUUCUUUAACAGUAGUGUGUCAUUUGCACAUCAUUUUUCACCCCAAUUUAGUUACUAUUUGGUUUCAGAAUGCUGUACCAAUAUCAUUCCAUAAAUCAACCGAUUUGUCACAUAUGAGAAGUCAGAAAAUGUAUCAGAGGAGGUUCACACACUGUGCAAAGAAAUAAUGCAGAUUAUUUGUGUUUAGUUUAGAAUAUGUUGUGGCCACAGUGGUCCAUAUACUGUAGUAUAGGGCUUAAAAAUGUGUAAAACCUGUAAUUGUGCUUAUUCAGCAAAAUGUCUGAAUGCCUCAAUUUUGCACAAGGUACGCUGAAUGCAGAUAGGUUCACUCAUAAUUAUCACCAUUUCCAUGUAAUUAUAGCAAUUAACAUGCAGAAAAUGGAAUAUUUUGAAACCUUCAUUGUUCAUCGUCAUGAUAUCUCUCCCAUCACAAGCAUUCUAGUCAAUCUUUUUCUCCCCCCCCCAGAUUUCUAUAACUAAUUCUGCUAAUAAAGAUUUCAUAGCUUUAAUAGUUAUUUUAGAAUCAGAAAAUUCAGUAGUUUUAAACAGCAUUUUAACUGUGCUAUUUUUAAAAACAACAACAACAGCUUUACAUAUUUCUCAGUUACACUUAUUCUAUAGGGCCAGGGAGCACAAUUGGAAUUUUAGGAACUUGUAGGAAUUCAAAGGGAAGAAUAGAAGUACUGUCAGCUAGCAAAACUCAGUCGGGUCAGUCAUUUUUUCUAACAGGCCACCUUUCAGCUAUGCAGUGUUCUCUUAUGGAAUGAAGUAAAGACAGAUCCCUGUGUAAGUCUAAGAGAAACAAAAGGAUAUUAAUCUAACAAAUAAUAUAAUAAACCACAUGAUUCAAAUGAGAAGAUAUCUUUUAUGGCUCAAUAGAUCUCUUUAGAAUUAUAGUUUAGCUUUAUCAAUUUUUCCUAAUGACAAUAGGCAAGUGACACAUUUUGAAACAAAACAUAGGAUUGCAGCCCUCCACCAAUGCUAUUUUCUGAGAGUGACCAAUGUUUAAAAAAUGCAUGAUACUAAAAGUCCACACAUGGCUUUGCAAAGUGCCAACCCAUGUACUUUUUUUUUCCAGUUAAAAGAUGAUUUUUAAAGCACAUUAAGCACUGAGGAAAAACAUCUGUUGCUGAUUUUUUUUGUAUAGAUAAACAAAGCUCCCCUAACUUUUUUAAAACACAAUUUUUAUUUUGUUAUUUGCACCAAAACAGCUUUCAGUGGAGAAAAUGUACUGUACAGCUCAUGAAUUUUACUUAUCCUAAAUACAGUUCAACAAUUGCAAAAUUAUAUUUCACUCUUUGGACCAAAUUAAGCACAGGAGAUUAUUGGUUUCAAAAAAAUGUUUUUUAAGUUCCUCUUAAGACUUCCUUUUUCUAUUAAAUUAUAUAUCUUCAGAUCCAUAUUUUAUUAAUUUAUAUACUGGGGCUAAAUGUCAUUUCUAAAGCAGCCAAUGUCUGGUCAUUAAGUCUCAAAGUAUUUAUUAGUUCUUAAUGAAAAUGAAAUUACUUUUAUUUUUGCAUAAGAUUUGACUUAAUUGCAUGGCAAUCCACAAGAUCUGUUCCAGUUACUUAUAUUUUGUUCCAUAAAGCUCCUUUAUUUGUUUAUCUUCUUUCACAGUUAGAUAUUCCCAUUAAUAGAGAGCAAAUGCUAGCCAAUAGUUUUUUGGAGAUGUUGUUUUAUUAUUCCAGCUCAUUUGUUUAUUAUGUCCGGCAUACAGUUCCUGCCUUUAUUCAGACAAUUGAGUAAUAGUCAAAAAUAAAGGCUAAAUGAAAUGUUAGCCUUAGAUUAAAAACAGCAGCUUGCUCAGUAAUUUUAAUGAAAUCAUGAUUUCCCUCAAAAUGUCUACUCAAAGAAAACUAUUGGGAACUACCAUAACUUCUGAGUCAAAGAUCUAAAGUUCAAAAAUGAAAAUUUGUGCUUCUCAGAUUGAAUGAUGAAUAUCUUUCUGUCUUUAUAGUCCUGAUGUUGUAUCACAUGACAUGGACAUUUUAAGUUGCUAUCUUAUAGAUGAAAAAAAGAAACUCAUGUAUUUUCUUUAUAUGCACUGAAAUAUUGUAAUCUGUUUCCCAUACCAAGUCUGUUCAACUAUCAUUUCAAAACUGUCUGCUACUGAAAAUAUAGUUUUUUAAAUCUUAUUUCAAAUAUGUUUGCAAAGUAAUUCAACUGCUGCUACUGAAAGCUGAUCAUCUGCUUAGGAAAAAAAAUGAAGAUUUAUGAAUUGCUCUUAUAAUAGUGGUAAAAUAAAAGAUGCUUCUUUCGUUCUGUAGAGAUACUGCUACUAAAUGCCAGCUGCUCUUAUUCUAAAGCAAUUAUUUAGAACUAGCACCUCAUUAGAACAGUGACUGAUUCUAAGGCAGAAAUACAGGAUCUAUGACUUUCCUUUUGGCUGAAUUUAAAUUCUCAGCUAUUUAUUUUUGGCCAUAAUGGCUAGAAUUGCUGAAAUUGUCCAGUUUCCCCAUACCAGCAAAAAAAAAGCCAUUUGGACUGAUGAUUCAGAAUGGCGCCCAAGCCACUAGGAAAAUAUACUUAUAUUUUCCUGUAAGUUACAAAAGAUGGUUAUAUUGUUUUAUUUUCACAAUCACAAGCUUAUGAAAUACAUUAAUGAUUAGUCUAAAGUCAUUAAAUGGCUGGAAUCCUAUAGAGGGAUUUGAAUCAAAACUUAUCUUAUUCUACACUCUAAAGUAGCUAACUAACUAAAUAACUAGCUAACUAGAAACGCUAACAUUUUUCAUUCCCUAUUGUCUAAAAUAAGAAACUCUCAACAUAUUCACAAAGAAAACUUUUGCUUGAUUUGGAUAUUUGUGUCACAUAAUAAGUCAAUCAGUCAAUAACAUGUGUAGCAAAUAUCUUAAUUCACCCAGGUUCAUUUUUCAUGAUUAUUUCAAAAGCAAGCCACAUUAAGCUGAAAAAAAAGAAUGGAAUGUUUUCUUCCUUUUCAAGUAUAGAACAUUUAUCAUAGAAAGUGAUUGUAGUACUCAGCUAUGAUGGCUGUAUAUCUGGUGUGUUGUUUUUUUAAAUUAUGCUGUAAUUCUGUAAAAUAUUCGAUCCACUAAAUGUCUUGAGGAAACUACUGAGCCAAAGCCAGUAUGGAAAAAAGGAGAAAGAAAAAUAGAAUUCUUAUGAGUUAACAUGUUUUUUAAAAAUUAUUUUUUUAUAUAUUUGCCUGUUAAUUAUUGUAGCAAAGAGCAAUAUUAAAAUUUUUCAUUCCAAUCCUCUUACAUAUCAGUUAUAAUUGAAACCAUCCUUUUAAAAAUAUCAAUUAAUUACAAGGGUCUAUGCUUGGGCAUUCAGGUUCAUUCUUCUAGCCAAGUUCAGCUGAAGUCAAUGGGCAAAAGAAAGAACAAAUAAAAGUAUCAUAUUUAUUAUGUUUAAAAUGUGAAUAAAUAAAUACAUCCAAUUCACAGCAAAUUUUCAAGGAAGGGAAACAAAAAUUAUCUAUAAUAAAAAUGUUUACAAUCUGGUCUUAAACAUUUCCUUUCUACUCUAAAAAAGAGUGAAAGCAGUUUCCCCACUUUUCACAUUCCCCCAUUGUAUUGACAAACUGUAAGUCUAGCUCAGGGAUGUCAAACUCCCAGGCCGUGGGCCGGAUGUAUCAUGCACUGGCCAUACCCACGUUUACUUUAGCGAAGGGGGAAAAAGUCCCAAUAUGUCGUGUGAUGACACUGUGAUGAUGUGAGUUUGACACCCCUGGUCUAGCUCUAUUAUUCAGUAACAUCAAUAGUGGUGCAAAUUAGAAAUCAGUGGUCCUUCAGAUGUUGCUGAUACAAUCCCCAACAGCUCUCACUAGGCCAUGUCAGCUUGGGUUGUUGAGAGCUGCAGUAUGGAUUGUGCAGGUUCCCCAGCUUAUUUAUUGCUACUACAAAGUAGAAAAUAGUAAAACAACUGUAUAUUAUGCAGUUUCUCCCCAACCAGGUGUCCUUUAUAAUUCAGUUUAUUGCUCAUCCACAUAGAAGGGAAAUCUCUGGCAUUGGAUUUAAGAGUUCUUGUACUGAUGUAGGACAGGCUAGGACAAAAUUUUCUUCCACAAAAUGCACUUCCAGAUAUCAGUGCUGCUAAAAAAACAACCACUGCUCUUAUCCUCAGAACUGAUUACUUUUAGGAAGGGUCUGGUGCAGCUAGGUGAAAAACUGCCCUACCUGUAUAACCUAUUGUAUGUGAUGGAAAAUAUAUUUUGCUCACACCUAAGGGGGGGGAAAGCUUACAUUAGGGGUUUUUUUUAUUCACCUGGUCCAGAGCACUAAAAAAACAUUGCAUCCCAAGUCCCUGGACAUAGAAGAGAAAUUGAGACUUAUGCUUCUUUAUAGUCUCAGCAAAAUAUGCAACUCUAGCCACGGAUAUGAUAUACAAAUUUGGUUGUGCUGAUGAUUAAAUACUUAGGGAUAAGUUUCCUAAAAAGAAUAUUGCUUGUUACAUUGAGAUAACUGUACGUAAUUAUUAAAUGAUGAAAUACAGUCUCAUGUUUAUAGAUAAUAUGUUACAACCGAUACUUGUUUCUUAUCUACAAGUAGCAGGGAUGCUGUUUAUUUGAAUUUGACAUUGUUUUCUUCUGAAUGCUACGAAUGCUGAAAGGGGAAAAAGCACAACAGUAUUCGAUGAUGAUGAUGACUUCUUUUGCCACAAUGUGUUUAUGAUUCAAUUUCAAGGAAUGGCAGCAUUUUAUUGUGAAUUGCUGAAUUACUGUAACAAGUUAUCCUCGUUUUUGUUUUUAAAACUAAGAAAUGUAUUUUCAGUGGGAGAUAAAAGACAUAACACAUCUUGUCAAAUGUCUUUCCACUGCCUUUACAAAUGCCCCAUAUUUUAAAAUGGAAAAUUUUGCUAGUUUUGUUAAACAUAUUAUUCAUCUUUUAAGGACGGCUGCUGGGCUGAAAAUAAUACUCAUAUAAGACACUGCAAGAGUACUUGCUUGAAUUAUUUAUUAGGAAUGACUUAGUUUCAUCAUUUUGUAUGCCAGCUUACCCCUUACCUUCUUCUGUAGUAAACCAUUAAUAAAAUUUCACAUACAAUAGUAUUCAUUAUCAACGUGUUUGUAUGAAUGUUUCCAUCUCAGUUGCAUUUAACAUCAUGAAAAGGAAACGUGAUGUUUCAAAAUUUUCCUUUCCUUUCCUAGCCUUUUUUUCUUUCUUUCUUUCUUUUGAAUUCUGUUACAUUUGCUGAUCAAGUAAAUAUUUGUGCACAAAUCAGCAUAUAAAUAUGCAUGUUGUAGCUGUAUUGUACAAUUGUUCAGCAUCAAGAUACUUAUUUAUUUUCUGUCAAAUGUCUGUAAAAUAAAUGGCAUUGUUCUCCAUUUCUGUCUGCCAGAGUAAGCAGAACA
Ahaetulla prasina is the source of this 9538-nucleotide messenger RNA. RefSeq names its product potassium voltage-gated channel subfamily B member 2 (gene KCNB2). Gene Ontology annotation, biological process: potassium ion transmembrane transport; protein homooligomerization. Gene Ontology annotation, molecular function: protein binding; delayed rectifier potassium channel activity. NCBI's taxonomy places the organism in Eukaryota, Metazoa, Chordata, Lepidosauria, Squamata, Colubridae. Gene Ontology annotation, cellular component: voltage-gated potassium channel complex; membrane. The transcript has 3 exons. The record is from RefSeq and is a predicted model, not a curated record. The coding region runs from base 545 to 3265 and encodes 906 amino acids.